CUCCCACCAAAAACAGGCUAUCCAGCUCGUCUUACACCAAUCUCAACCCGCCAUUUAACUUCUACAACUGCAUUGCAAUAAUAGUUGUUGAGAUUCUCUGACUACCGCUUACUCAGUUCAAUUUGUUGUCAAUUCUGUCGAAAUGGAUAUCAUCAAGUCUAUCCUCCCUGAAGCAAAGGGUGUUCUACCCUACUACAUGAUCAUCCUGUCCAUUAUUUCGAUCGGAAACUCGCUGCAGACGUAUACAACCCUACACUUCUCCCGACGAGUCUACAACGGCAAAUUCGUCCGUAACCCCAAGCUCCCCUCCAAGACCGAUAAGUUCGAGCCCGAGGAUCAGAUCAACAAGCUGGUUCCUGCUCAGAACGACCCCAAGGCUACCGAUCAGCUUACUCCCCUUGCCGGAAGACUUUUCGGCACCUGGACGCUCAUCACUUGCGUUGUUCGAUGCUACGCAGCUUAUAACCUCCACAUUGGUCCUGUUUACACCAUUGCUUACUGGACUUACAUUGUCGCGCUGGGACAUUUUGCCAGUGAGCUUUUCGUUUUCAAGACCAUGACUUUUGGUCUCCCUCAGUACUUCCCUUUCACUCUGGCUUCCAUCUCUCUUAUCUGGAUGCCUCUUGUCCGUGACUACUAUGUCGAGUACAACUAAAUCAGGUGAUAAGUGGUGAGAUUGGUGAGUGGCGGUGAAUGUAAUAUACACAUGGCAGGCAAAUACUAGAUGCCCUGGAACCAGUACGACGGCGACUUGUUUUUAGAUAAAAAGUCUAGAUUUUAAUGUUUUAAUGCUCCGGCUUUAUUCCUAUAGAUUCUUGCGGUAUAGCUCUCCUCCACAAUUCCUCAAACGAACUGUGGCCUGCUCAGGAGUGAUAUCACGUUGAGGCUCGGCCAGAAGCUCAUAUCCAACGAGAAACUUCUUGACGGUGGCUGAACGCAGCAGAGGUGGGUAAAAGUGCAUGUGGAAAUAUGCGCUUUCCAACUCUUCCGGUGUUCCGUCAAGAGGCGCCUGGUGAAGGCCAGAACUGUAGGGAAAGUUGCAUUCGAACAAGUUAUCGUAUCGUCGGGUGACUUCUUGAAUGGCUUCGGCAAAUUGGAGUCGUUCCUCGGGCUUGAAAUCGAGAAGAGAUCGGAUGUGUCGCUUAGGAAGAACGAGGACUUCAAAAGGCCAUACAGCCCACCACGGGCAUACAAUCACAAAAGCAUCGUUCUCCCAAACAACUCGUUCUUGCUUCUCGAGUUCAAGCUUGACAUAAUCGCCGAGGAGGUGUCGGCCGCCGUGUUGCUCUCGGUACUUGCUCAUUUGCACAAGCUCCUUGCCAGGUUCCUCGGGCAUGGUUGAUGUGGUCCAGACCUGGCAAUGAGGAUGAGGGUUAGAGCAGCCCAUAGCAGCGCCCUUGUUCUCAAAGAUCUGCAUAUAUCUAUACUGCUCCUCAGGAGAAGGUGCAGCGUCCUUUGACAUAGAAAUAGCCAGCUUGUCAGCUUCGGCAGCCCGAGGGUUUGACGGUGUCAGAUGAUUGGCGUAAAUUCGAGUCCAGUGCUCAAUGACGGGAACAAUCUCGUCAGCUGUCAUGUCUGCCAGUGUAACAUGGUGCUUGGGUGAGAAAGUGAGCACGUAACACACGCCUUUAACACCCUGAGCUUGAAGGAGAAGAGAUUCCAGGUCAUUGGAUGAGGCUUUCGCAUCAUAAUCUGGCUGCUCUUGCUUGACGGCGCUGUAGUCGUUUACAAAGGCAAAAGUCUUUUCGUAAUUCGGAUUUUGGUCGCCAGCAGCUCGUGGGUUACCGGGACAGAGAUAACACUGGUUUUGUCAGGGGAUUGAGGUGUUAUGAUGUGAUGUCAUGAGCGUACUUUGGGGUCAUAUUCUGGAAGUUUUGAUGCGACAGCAGCUUCUUGCUGGCCUCUAUUUCAUGUCAGACCAUUCCUAAUUAAAGUAUGCAAUACUCACUGCCAAGGUCGCUUCGUGCGAUGAGGUGAUACAAGCAGCCAUGAAUCCGUGAGGGGAUUGUAUCGACGGUGAGAAAUAUCGUCAAGAAUUUGAUCAGGCAUGAUGAUAGUGGAGUGGCAAUUUAAAGUGAAUGAGGGGUUGAUGAGAGACAAUGAAUAUUUAGAGAAGGGUUCAGCUUUAAUUUAUUACUGCUAGAAGCCGAGGCUAGCGAUAGACGAUACAAGAUAAAUAGCCAACUAACAAAGACUCCCCAGGGAUUCUGAAUGGUGCGGUUCAACGGUGAUAUUCUCGGC
This is a messenger RNA of Fusarium verticillioides 7600, 2241 nucleotides long. RefSeq lists its product as hypothetical. Gene Ontology annotation, molecular function: protein-macromolecule adaptor activity. The transcript has 2 exons. The record is from RefSeq and is a predicted model, not a curated record. The coding region runs from base 143 to 655 and encodes 170 amino acids. Gene Ontology annotation, cellular component: membrane; endoplasmic reticulum. NCBI's taxonomy places the organism in Eukaryota, Fungi, Ascomycota, Sordariomycetes, Hypocreales, Nectriaceae.